UCGUCGCUGAGACGGUGACGUCACACCCAACAACGAAUGCGUGAGCUCAUUAAAGCGCGACGGUCCCUGAUCUCGCCGUUGAGAGUGUUGCGCGCUUGUUCAUUCAUCAUGGCACCUUCACCCACCAAACGCAGAGAACGUUCUGAGGACAAACCCAGAGAGAGAGCGAAAGAGAAACCCGCUGGAAAGGAGGGAGCGGAGAAGGAGAGAGGCAGAGAGAAGAUCCGCAAGCGUCGCAGUAACUCCACUGGCAGCAGUAGUAGCAGGUCCAGUUCCAGCUCCAGCAGCAGUUCUGGGUCCAGCUCGGGCUCAUCCAGUGGGUCCAGCUCUUCCUCUGGUACCAGCCGUUCUGGUUCAUCCAGUUCCUCCCGGUCCUCUAGCUCAUCCGGAUCCUCUGGGUCUCCCAGCCCGAGCCGUCGUCGCCAUGACAACCGGCGGCGCUCACGAUCAAAGUCCAAAUCACAAAAGCGCGGUGAGGAGAAAGAGAGGAAGAGGAGGAGCCCCAGCCCUAAACCAACUAAACUUCAUCUGGGAAGACUCACCAGGAAUGUCACCAAGGAACACAUUCAAGAGAUCUUCUCGACUUACGGGAAGAUCAAGAUGAUCGACAUGCCUCCGGACCGCUUGCAUCCUAAUUUAUCAAAGGGCUACGCUUAUGUGGAAUACGAGUCUCCAGAGGAUGCCCAGAAGGCCCUGAAACACAUGGAUGGAGGUCAGAUUGACGGUCAGGAGAUCACGGCCUCUGCUGUUCUCACCCAGAGGAUACGAACCGCCCCGCGAAGAAUGACGCCGCCACGCAGAAUGCCUCCCCCACCUCCCAUGUGGCGCCGCACGCCACCUCGCAUGAGGAGACGAUCUCGGUCUCCACGGCGACGCUCCCCGGUGAGAAGGCGCACUCGCUCCAGGUCUCCGGGUCGCAGACGACACCGCUCUCGCUCCAGUUCCAACUCGUCCCGUUAGACGCUCUCUCUCCUCACAGGAGCAGCUUUACAUUCGCUGAUACCUGAUGUCUUUAAUGUUAGGAACUGUUGCUUUAGAUUCAUUUGGAAACGAUUUUGUCUGAAGGUUUUUACUUUUAGUACCUCAAGGUUGAACGAAAAUGUAAACGCCCUGUCUUACAGCAUCUUUUGAGUUGGGGUGAAUGUGAUUGGAUUUUAUUUGCUUGUGUGUUUGCACACUUGCUGGUCUUGUACUAGAUAGUGCUCCAUUUUACUGUGAUUCUUUUGUAAUGUGCUUUUUGAGAAAUGCAGCCUAUAACUGGUCAAUUCCUUUUCAAAAUACAUUUGUGCACAGCAACAGUUGUUGUUUUGUUGGUGCAUUGUCGGCUCAUAUUCCAACCCACAAAAUUCAGGAUGCUCAGUUUGUAAUCCUGUAAAAUCUGUUGAUCUGUACGAUGGAAAACGAAUCAAUAAACCAGUGUAACAUCUUA
Messenger RNA from Triplophysa rosa, 1429 nucleotides. It is a transcript of the gene rnps1, whose product is annotated as RNA binding protein S1, serine-rich domain. Gene Ontology annotation, biological process: mRNA splicing, via spliceosome. The coding region runs from base 37 to 960 and encodes 307 amino acids. The transcript is spliced from 7 exons. The record is from RefSeq and is a predicted model, not a curated record. Lineage: Eukaryota; Metazoa; Chordata; Actinopteri; Cypriniformes; Nemacheilidae. Gene Ontology annotation, cellular component: nucleoplasm; cytoplasm; ASAP complex. Gene Ontology annotation, molecular function: RNA binding.